CCACAGCCACAAUUCAACUUCCCCCCUACACCAGAGCUCCGAGCUCCCUCCCCCUCUCCAUUAAUGGCGCUCGCCACAGCUCUCGCCUCCUCCCCCCUCUCCUCCCUCGUCCUCCUCUCUUCCUCCUCCUCCAAAUCCCCCGUCUCUUCUCCCUCGCCCCCCGGCUCCUACUCCCCUCCGCGGCCCAAACCCUCGUCGUCGCUCCCCCGCCUCCUACUCCUCCCCAAAACCCUAGCCCCUCCCCUCCCCUCCCCCUCCUCCUCUCCGACCUUGCGGAAUCUCCUACCUCCGGUCGUGCCGAAGCCUAUUAAAGGAGCCCUCUCCUCGGCUCUCGAUUCCCUCUUCGUCCUAAUCGCCUCCCUCUCCCUCUCCGCCGCCCUCUUCCUCGCCGACCCCGGCGCCGCCUCCGCCUUCGUCGUCACCACCCCGAGGAAGCUCCAAGCCGACGAGCUCGCCACCGUUCGGCUCUUCCAGGAGAACACGCCCUCCGUCGUCUACAUUACCAACCUCGCCGUUAGGCAGGAUGCGUUCACGCUGGAUGUGUUGGAGGUGCCGCAGGGGUCGGGGUCGGGGUUCGUGUGGGACAAGAAUGGGCACAUUGUGACUAAUUAUCAUGUGAUCCGCGGGGCGUCGGAUCUCAGGGUCACCCUUGCUGAUCAAUCAACAUAUGAAGCAAAAGUUGUUGGAUAUGACCAAGACAAGGAUGUAGCUGUUCUGCGUAUCAAGGCUGCGAAGGAUAAACUAAGGCCCAUACCAGUUGGUGUAUCAGCAGAUCUACUAGUGGGUCAGAAAGUUUAUGCUAUUGGGAAUCCUUUCGGCCUUGACCACACGCUUACUACUGGUGUUAUCAGUGGAUUGCGAAGAGAAAUCAGUUCUGCUGCGACUGGCCGUCCUAUACAGGAUGUUAUACAGACUGACGCUGCCAUUAACCCAGGUAAUAGUGGGGGACCGCUUCUAGAUAGUUCCGGAAGAUUAAUAGGGAUAAACACAGCUAUCUACUCACCGUCGGGAGCAUCCUCUGGUGUUGGGUUCUCAAUUCCAGUUGAUACAGUUAGUGGUAUUGUCGAGCAGCUUGUAAAAUUUGGCAAAGUUACAAGACCUAUUUUGGGAAUAAAAUUUGCCCCAGAUCAAUCUGUGGAGCAGCUUGGAGUAAGUGGAGUGCUUGUCUUAGAUGCUCCUCCGAACGGACCAGCUGGAAAAGCGGGGUUGCUACCAACCAAACGUGACGCCUAUGGCCGUCUUAUUUUGGGUGAUAUUAUUACUUCUGUUAAUGGUAAAAAGGUUACAAAUGGGAGCGAUCUCUAUCGUAUCUUGGACCAGUGUAAAGUUGGUGAGACGGUGAUUAUCGAAGUCCUACGCGGUGAUCAUAAGGAGAAAAUUCCCGUAGUCCUCGAGCCCAAGCCUGAUGAGUCCUAAGAAACAGGGCUAUGGUUCACAAUUUCUUGUUGUUUAUAUAGUUAAUUCUUGGAAAAGCAUAAUGUAACAUGUAUUAACUCGGUUUCCUACAAGAAGUUCUAUAUGUAUAUAAUUUAUUUUCUUUUCAUUAAUAGUAGGUAUUGAAUUGUCUGAUGAAUCUGAUGACCACCUUUUUUGGUCCUUUUUAGCUAUAAAAUCAUGUUAUCCAUUGAAACU
Molecule: messenger RNA, 1632 nt
Organism: Ananas comosus (pineapple)
Lineage: Eukaryota; Viridiplantae; Streptophyta; Magnoliopsida; Poales; Bromeliaceae
Product: protease Do-like 1, chloroplastic
Exons: 8
Coding region: 64-1416 (450 amino acids)
Biological process (GO): proteolysis
Molecular function (GO): serine-type endopeptidase activity; protein binding
Source: RefSeq, a predicted model, not a curated record